Molecule: messenger RNA, 4761 nt
Organism: Cryptotermes secundus
Lineage: Eukaryota; Metazoa; Arthropoda; Insecta; Blattodea; Kalotermitidae
Gene: Atg9
Product: autophagy-related protein 9A
Exons: 15
Coding region: 296-2818 (840 amino acids)
Biological process (GO): protein localization to phagophore assembly site; autophagy of mitochondrion
Cellular component (GO): phagophore assembly site; autophagosome
Source: RefSeq, a predicted model, not a curated record
UUUAUUCGUUGAAAUAUGUGCGGUAUUAUGAAACAUUUCUCUCCAGGAUUAAUUACGAGUGUUUUUCGAACGUCUAUGUUCGUGACUUGGCAGAAACAUGGAGAAUUUUCGUAAAGUCAUGGUAAUGCCAUAAGAUAUCGACAUGCAUUGAUGGAAAACAAGACUAGCGACAGGAGGGGAGAAAAGACAAGGACGGUUACAAGAGCUUAUUACAAAAUAUGCUACUUAUAUGUCUUUAGAAAUCACAACAAAUUUGGUGCAAAUAUGACUACGCAGUGUUUUCUUUGUUAGCACAAUGCGACAGAUUCUUCAGAACAAAGAGUGGGGAACGUGUACAUACAGUCACAGCAAGAUGUCAGCGACUCUAGAACGAAGUUACCAGCCGCUCCAGCCGUAUGGACCAGAGCUGGGAGAGGCAGAUGAAACACCACAGGACAGUGGCGUGAUGAUCCAUGUUGUACCUGAGAACAGCAGAGCUCGAUGGAACCAUGUGGAAGACUUGGACUCAUUCUUCACCAGAAUGUACCACUAUCACCAGAAACAUGGGUUCACCUGCAUGAUCCUACAGGAGAUCCUGGAAUUGCUGCAGUUCAUCUUCGUCGUCAUGUUCUCUACAUUUCUCCUCCACUGUGUGGACUAUUCAGUACUCUUUAGGGACAAUGUUAAUGCAACUGCCCACCAGAAGAUCUCUCUAAGUGAUGCGGUGUUACCAACAAGUGAAUGCAUAGCAAAUUUAGGUGCACUAACAUGGGUCUGCAUUUUGGUGGCUGUGAUAUUUUGGGCCCUGCGUGCAAUCAAGGUUAUAUACCACCUGUUCCAGUUUUGGGAUAUUAAGCAGUUUUUUAACACAGCUCUUAAGAUAAAUGAUAGUGAUUUAGACAAUUUGACUUGGCAUGAGAUCCAGCGCCGAGUGCGAGAAGUGCAGCUUGAACAGCAGAUGUGCAUUCAUAAAAGUGACCUCACUGAGCUGGACAUCUACCACAGAAUUCUCAGGUUCAAGAACUACAUGGUGGCUAUGGUUAAUAAGUCCUUGUUGCCGGUGAGAUUGCAUCUGCCUCUUCUGGGGGAAAUUGUGUUCCUUACUAGAGGCCUCAAGUAUAACAUCGAGUUACUGCUUUUCUGGGGACCAUGGGCACCAUUUGAAAACAACUGGCAUCUGAAAGAGGACUACAAGAAAGUCAGCAGACGGAAAGAUUUAGCUGAGCUUUUAUCGAAACACAUAUUGUGGGUUGGAAUUGCAAAUUUUGUGUUGUGCCCUCUCAUUUUGCUAUGGCAGAUACUGUAUUCCUUCUUCAAUUAUGCUGAGGUUAUAAAGCGGGAACCAGGCAGCUUGGGGUCACGCUGCUGGUCCCUUUAUGGCAGACUAUAUCUUCGUCAUUUCAAUGAGUUGGAUCAUGAGUUGAAUGCGCGUCUGAACCGUGCAUAUAGACCGGCGUCAAAGUAUAUGAACAUUUUCACCUCUCCUCUGAUGACCAUUAUAGCACAAAAUGUGGCGUUUGUGGCUGGUGCGUGUCUUGCUGUGUUGCUGAUCCUUUCCGUGUAUGAUGAGGAUGUUAUAACAGUUGAACAUGUACUGACAGCCAUCACAGUUCUGGGAGCAGUUGUCGCUGGAAGCAGAGUCUUCAUACCAGAUGAGAACUUGGUGUGGUGUCCUGAGAAGCUGCUCACUGCUGUACUGGCUCACGCCCACUAUCUGCCUGACAGUUACCGAGGACAGGCACAUACAAACCGAGUGCGUGAGGAGUUCUCCCAACUCUUCCAUUACAAAGCGGUUUACCUCCUGGAGGAACUGCUGUCUCCAGUGGUGACACCCUUCAUCCUCUGCUUCCACUUACGCUCAAAAUCUCUGGAUAUCGUCGAUUUCUACCGUAACUUCACGGUAGAAGUGGUGGGAGUUGGGGACGUCUGUUCGUUUGCACAAAUGGAUGUCCGUCGUCAUGGCAACCCGGCUUGGCAGACCAGUGUGACCUCUCCUGUGAAACCUCAGCCCUCUGGUCCAGGUGAUGCAAUAAAAGCUGGCAUGCACACUGUUGCCAACCAGUACACACAGGCAGAGGAUGGGAAGACUGAACUCUCACUGGUUCAUUUUACACUGACAAAUCCUGAGUGGCAGCCGCCCACAGAUGCAGAAGAUUUUGUCACAGCCCUUCGGACACAGGCAAGAAGAGACGCGAAUCAGUUACUGAGCACUGCAGGUGUUGGUGCUGUGAAUCCACUGUACUCGUCACUGCAUUCAGUAUCAUCCCUUGGCGCUGGGUUCAGCAGUCUUGUGGCAAGCAUAUUCCGAGGAAACACGGCGGCCAUGGCGGCGGGUGGGCUGAUGGAUUCGUCUGUUGGGAUGAUGCCGCUGUUUUCUGCUGGUGCAGUACAAAGUAACUUGGGUUCUGGAGAGAGAGCCCCUGGUCUAUGUGAACCCAUGGUACCUGCACCUACUGUACGUGGUGGACUGAGUCGUGCCGAAGGACCCAUUCACUCGUCAGAAAGAGGGUUGCUGUACAGUUUGCAGCAGGGGUUGCCCUCAAGCUCUUUAGCAGCCUCUGUAUUUGCUCCUGUGCCAGACAUGGCUCCAGAGACGGAUCCCCUGGAAUUCACUGCGGCAGACAUGAGUCUGAGCACCCUGUACCUGCAUGAGCUGCACCAUCGACAGGUGCGGCGUAGAGGGUAUCAGGAAUCCAGUCUCAACCGGUCUGCAUGGCAGAGGCCCCACCAAGAUAUGCCUGGCAUCAGGGAGCUUGGUGAUGAAUCAGGGGAGUUGACACGACAUGCAGAGAGGACUCCACUACUGGACACAGCCACAAAACCUACAAGGACUUCAUAGCGGGUAGCAUGGUGAUGACAGAGGAGGAUGCUGGCACAGCUCGUCAAGAUACAGUGUUGCUUGUUGAGCAGAAUCAAGGUCUGACGAGUUUCUGGUCAACAUGGCGGUCAUUUGCCAUCAGUUGUGCUUGAUGAUUAAACGCCAAUCAAAUUAUUUUCAUAGGGAUUACCAUACUUCCUUGCAUAUUUUUUUGUACUGUCAAAUUUCGAACAAUGGAGUAAUGUUUUAGAACUAGUUUAGAAUGUAAUUAAAAAAUGUAUCCAUGAUAUCAAAGCCAGUAAAAAAUCAACGACUUCGAGCUGUACACCUGGAGCUCAAAUAAGAGUGGCACCAUGGCUGUGGGGUGCACAGUCAUCACUUUUACAGGCAAAAUGUUAAGGAAAAGAGUAAGAGUUCAGGCUACUUAGGAAAUCACUUGUGAUGUCAGACUGCCAGCAGAAAGUUCUCAUUUCAUUUGCAGUGUUCCGCAUAAACUGAUUGAGCUGACGAUAAUUCUUGCUUAUAAUGAAUUUCUUGUUAAGCUAGACUCAUUCUGCUGCAGUUACCUUGUAAAUAAAUAUGUUGCUAACAGGUGGCAGAAGCAGUUCUGCCUGUGACACACUGAAUGUCCAAAACCAGGCAGACAUUUCCAAAACACUGCAGUAGGCACGGCUCUGGAAGCAGGACUUGCAGAACCAUCAUUCUCUCAAGCCUAGUAGCAUGCUUGACAGGAGGCAUUCAGAUUUUCACCAUGGAAUGUUGAAUGUGAAGACAUGUUAGCUGAAAAGAACAAUUUAAAUUAUCUUUCUGCACCUUUAGCAGACGAGCUAUCCUGACUGUGGUGUUUCAUAUUUUUUCUCAGUCCCUCCAGGCAAACUGCCAGGGUAGAAGUACCUUUGAUUAAGCUGUGACUGUUUCUUUCCACAUUAUGUUGAACUUGUCAUUGUUUUUCCUACCAUCUGAUGCUACAGUCUGAGGUACUGAAUAUGUUGUUAAACAGAAAACAUUUACUUGUUAAGGUAGGUGGGUGAAACCCAUGGCAGUCUCUUGCUGGGAAGUGUGGUAAUAAUUCCUCAACAGAUGGGAAUUGGUGGUACAUCUCUAUUUACACAGUGUCCAUAUGAAAAAUAAUGCUUCCUUAUUGUCCUGGCAGUGCUUGUCUGUACCUGUGUGUGUCCUAGGUGCAGACCAGUUGUAUGGGUCUUGUGAUGCUGUCACCGAGACGCUCAGUAUUUGUGCGCAGUGUAUAGCCAUGGGAUACCAGUGGCAGGGACAGCAGUCAGUGUAGUGAUUAGUGUACAGGGUUUGAUAUCCAAAUGGGCCCUCUGAGCCUCCAGUCCAAAGUUAUAAGGGGGCAUAGCCUCUGUUGUCUCUUGAUGCUGUUAAACUCAAAUUUACCUGUUGAGUUUGAGGUUGGGUUUUAAUGAAGCUUCAUCCACAUGUAAACUCUGCUCCAGUUGUUUCUCCUCCUCCUCCUCCGACACUACACUGUCAUGGUUUGCCUUAUGUGCAGUAACAACUUCAACUUCUUCCUUUUCCUUUGCCUUUAAUUCUGUCUCUAGAGCUUGAAAUUUACUGCCACCCUCCACAUUCUUUUCUUCCUUCAAGUCUAUUGUUUGCUGCUUCAGAUCCUGAAUUUCUUUCUCUCCAUCUUUAUCUUCUGUCUGAUGACAUGAACAUUCCUGUGAACAUCUUCAAGCCUUUCUUUAGUCUUUCUUCUAAUCUCCUGCGCAGAGUAGUACUACCAUGCUAUAUGAAAUCUGGCAAGAUGUUCCAGUUGCAGUUCUCGUUGCACUUUCUGGUAUUCUAGAUACUGCGUUCGUUCAUCACGCAAUUUCUGCAGUUUUGGACUAAUUUAUUCAUUUCAUGCAUUUAAGUCAUUCAAUUUUGCAUCCUUUUUCUCAAUUGUCUUCUGGGCUUGUUGUUUCUUACAUUCAUACAUUCUAAUACCUGUGUACUUCAGA